AAAUCUGACUCACAGCAAAGAUGAGCCACGGAGACCGUUACACCUCGUCAUCCUACCGGAAGAUUUUCGGGGAUUCCCCCAGGUUUUCCAUUUCCUCCUCUCGCAUGAGCAGCGCCUCUCCUCGGGCCCCCCCGGGGCUCAGGUCCAUGGCUGCGUCCCACAACAGCGCAUCCUCCCUGAACAUGUACAGACGGGUCGGCAGCCGGUCCUCCACCUCUUUCUCUCCGGUGCGCGCCGACUCCCUCGACCUGAUCCAGACCUCCGUGGUCAACAAUGAAUUGAAAGUAAUUAGAACGAACGAGAAGGAGCAGCUGCAGGGUCUGAAUGACCGCUUUGCCAUGUUCAUUGAUAAAGUCCGGCACCUGGAGCAGCAGAACAAAGUGUUGGAGAUGGAGCUGGCGACACUGCGGCAGAAGCAGACCGAGCCGUCCCGCAUCGCUCAUCUCUACCAGCAGGAGAUGAAGGACCUGCGGUCACAGGUGGAGGAGCUGAGCAGGGACAAGAACCACAUCCUGAUCGAGAGGAACAACAUGGAGGAGGAGCUGCAGAAGCUCAAUGUGAAGUAUGAUGAGGAGGUGAGGGCACGGCAAGAAGCUGAACAGACCUUGAGGUCCUUCAGAAAGGACGUCGAUGACGCCACAGCAGUUCGCCUGGACCUGGAGCGCCGCGUGGAGUUGCUGAUGGACGAAAUCUCCUUCCUGAGGAAAGUGCACGAUGAAGAAAUCCAGGAGCUGAGCAGCAUGUUGGAGGCGCAGCAGGUCUCCGUGGAGCUCGAGCUCGCCAAACCGGACCUCACCUCAGCUCUGAAGGAGAUCCGCAACCAGUACGAGUCCAUCGCCUCCAAAAACCUGCAGUCGGCCGAUGAGUGGUACAAGAGCAAGUUUGCCAGCCUCAGCGAGCAGGCCACCAGGAGCAACGAGGCCAUGAGGGCCAGCAGGGAGGAGAUCAAUGAGUUCAGGAGGCAGCUGCAGUCCAAGACCAUUGAGAUAGAGACCCUGAGGGGCACCAAUGAGUCUCUGGAGAGGCAGAUCACAGAGAUGGAGGAUGCACACAACACUGAAGUCACAGCUAUGCAGGACACUAUUGGCCACCUGGAUACUGAGCUGAGGAAUAUGAAGAGUGAGAUGGCCCAGCACCUGAGAGAGUAUCAGGACCUGCUCAAUGUCAAGAUGGCCCUGGACAUUGAGAUAGCUGCCUACAGGAAACUGCUGGAGGGGGAGGAGACUCACUUUAACUCGGGGAUGUCGUUUGGUGCAACCAGCUACAGCUUCCAGGCCCGAGCCUCAGCCGGCUCUUCCAAGAGCAGCCAGAGGGAGAAAGAAGGGGCCAAGAAGGAAAGCUUCAAGGAGAGCAGUGAGGAUAAAGAUGAGGCAGACAUUAACUCCAACAACUGAAGAGGGACAGGGAAAUCUGGAAAGUGAGAAAAGAGAAACACUGUGUAUGUAUAGUGAGUUCAUAGUCACAUACUGUAUUUAUUAGGGGAAACACUAAUGCAAAUGUUUUAGAAUUAGAACUGAAAGUCAAUAUUGUGGAAGGUUGAAAGAUUAUUCAAAGAAAUACAAAAUUAGACGUUUUUCCCGGGGCUCAGUAUUUAGAUUAUCUCUGGACUCUAAAAUGAUCAAAUUGUCUUGAAAUAAAACGUCAGUAUUACAAAGUCACACAGCUUUAUCAUUUAACAAAGACAACCAGUCAGAAAAUGUAGACGAAAUGUACUGUACGUCUCCAGAGGAGAUAAACAUGUUGCAUAAAUUGUACGAUAGUAAAUAAUGCAACCAAGUAACGAAUGAUCUCGGUAUAAAUUUCCAUUUAGCUGCUGUGUGAGAUUACACUAAUACCUGUGUGACAGGUGAUGGGAAAAAAGUUGCUCAGAUAGAGUUCAUUUCUUAAGAAAAAGACACAAUGUUAGCGUAGUUCUGUUGUUGCAGUGUAUUGUCAAUGAACGUUCAGUUUGAAGCACUGUGGGCACAUAGGGUGUAUGGAGGGUGACUGUCUGCUGGCUGUUUCUUUGCACCAUUGUGUUUUCUUUUAUGACAUCACAAUGUGUAAAUGUUUCCCCCAUGCUAACAUAAUCACAUACUGUCUGGUGGAAAACCCUAUAGUGGCAGAAAGAAUAGUCAUCAUGGUUGUUAGUAUGUGGUCAAUGUUUUAGCAAUCAAAAAUAUUCAAUGCAUUACAUAGUGUAGUCCAAUUGUUAGCACAGAUCAUUUCACCUGGCUGCAGUGUCAUACUGGAAAACCACUUCUUGUUUCAGUUGCACUGAAAAGUGCAAUAAAUAAAAUGACAUGAGUGACA
Messenger RNA from Micropterus dolomieu (smallmouth bass), 2292 nucleotides. Its product is annotated as alpha-internexin-like. The transcript is spliced from 5 exons. The record is from RefSeq and is a predicted model, not a curated record. Gene Ontology annotation, molecular function: structural constituent of postsynaptic intermediate filament cytoskeleton. Gene Ontology annotation, cellular component: intermediate filament; cytoplasm; postsynaptic intermediate filament cytoskeleton. The coding region runs from base 21 to 1394 and encodes 457 amino acids. NCBI's taxonomy places the organism in Eukaryota, Metazoa, Chordata, Actinopteri, Centrarchiformes, Centrarchidae. Gene Ontology annotation, biological process: intermediate filament organization.